This is a messenger RNA of Linum trigynum, 4089 nucleotides long. Lineage: Eukaryota; Viridiplantae; Streptophyta; Magnoliopsida; Malpighiales; Linaceae. The record is from the annotation of a GenBank genome assembly.
GAUACUUCAAUACUUGUAUUUGUUAAAUUGAACGGGUUGUUCGAAAAUUUUGCUAGUUUGUUGAUGGAGUUGAAGUUCAUAUAAAUUAUUAACACGGAACAUUAUGUACCUCAGUCAUAAGAUGCAUGUGUCGCAUUGCGUCAUUCAAUUUUUUUAGGUUUGAAUAGCCAAAUAAUAAAUAAAUUUAAUUUUCACUUACAUUUUUUUUUCGUGUUAGAAUAAUUUUCACUUUUCGGUUCUUCUAAAAAAAAACUUGUAUAACAGAGUAGCCGGGAAAAAACGUAGGGCAUGUUUGGAGGUUGAGAUUCUCCAAAUAGAUGUAUUUGUUCAAUUUGUGUAUUACCAUUUGAUGUAUUGAUUCAAUGCAUGUAUUAGGAAAAUACUUUGUUUGGAGGAGCAAUGAUGAAACAAAAAGUAGGGUAGACAAUCCCUCGUUAACAAUCUCACCUUUUGGUAGAGAUUUAUAAUCAUUCAUUUUGAGUGAUUAUAAGUGGGCCCAACAAAAAGGUAAUACAUGCAUUCUAACUCAAAGUGAACCAAAAAAACGACUUAAUCUUAACAUUACAUGUAUUUGCUAAAUACCUCACUUCAAAUCUCAACCUCCAAACAACCUCGUAGAUUCACUUGUGUUGCACAGCCCAGGAGCGAACUCGCCACGUGUACGUCUGCAAGCGAUCAUGAAGUCCACGUCACCACGGCAAAGCUCCUGCUAGCCUCCCAUUAUUCAUUCAUUUUAUUAUAUCUUUUUUCCCCUCCUUUCUUUCCCGUCAAGUCUUUUUUAUUUUCUCAUUUUCAUGCUUCCCGUUUUCUUCGUCUUCUUAUUCUUCUCAUCGUUCUCUCCAGCGAAACCCUAAAUUAAAAAAAAAAAAAAAAAAACGAACCCAAUAUCCUCUCUCGGUUUCUAUAUAUAUCGCCUAUCGGUGAAGCUUUGAUCUUUUUUCACAGAUCCCGACGACGACGAAUAAGAGCGAUUUCCCCCCUUCUCGGUGUUCGUCUUUCAGGUCAGUCUUUUUGGCUCGGCCUGAGUCAACUCGACGCUUCUUUCUAUUAGUUUCAUAAUGUUUUGAAUUUUUCGUACCAGUACCUUACAAUGCUUCGGCUUUCUAGUCUCUCGUUAGGAUAUCUGAUCGGCUUGUUUGUGGAUGUAUAGUAUUGUUAGAUUCGGUUAUGGGGUAUGCUUGGUUUCUUAGAAAUUGGUGGGGAUGAGAGGCGAUACUGAAGAAAGUGGGGAUUUUUAGUACUGUCCUUUUAUUUCUUACGAGUGUGGGGGCGAGUUUCGGUUAAGUUAGUUAUUUGAGAGGUUUCUUCAGUAAGCUGGCUGGUUAAAGGUUUAGAUUUCAAACAGUGUGGCUGAUUGCAGUCUUCUUUUCUGUCUGAUUAAGUAAUAAACAUGAUUACCUCUGCGGUUAUUAGGUCUCGUUGUGUCAAUAAAUGUUGGAGUUAAAUCAUUUUUGGAUGGUUUUUGCUGUCGCUUUGUCCAUCAUGAGCAACUUGCCUCCUUUUCUCUGGUUUUUCUUUUUCUUUCCUUCUAUUGAUUUUUAUUUUCCGGGUGUGACUUAUGUUAUUGUGGUGAACUAAGCAUGGCCUAAUCACGAAAAGAAUGAAUCUUUCCAGAGUUUGUUGUUUCAAUAGAGCAGUUUGAUGAUUUUCUUGGACUGGCUUUCUCUUGGUUGCAGCUUGAGCCAUUGAAGGGUGUAGUUUGGGAUUUAGUAUUCAGGGUUUAAAUUUCAACUACGUAAAGAAGGUUAUAAUUGCUUACCGUUGGACGUUUGGGGUCUCAUGAGAAUUGUCAGGGGAAUGCAGAGAUCCUUCGUUGGUGGCGAGGAGCUGAACACACUCUGCUGGAAGAAAUCCUUCUGCCAAGGAAUAGGGAUCACUGCCCCCAUGGCUAGGACACGUGACAAACAAAUGUCAGCUGCUGUCUUUUUAUGUCUCUAAGUUUUGUUCAUUUGGGGGAGUAGUAAAGACGGUCCCUGAGCUUGAAUACAUACUUCCAAGUAAUAAACUAUCACGAGAGACAUGACUCGGAUUUUGGUUCAGCGAGGAAGUGGUUCUUCUUCUUCUUCUUCCAACCAGAGCAGAGCAGGGUCUUCAUCAGCUGCUCGUCCUGAAACUCAGGCUACUGCUACUACAAACCAAGUUCUUCCGGCUGCGAAGGAUGAAGAAAUAAGUGAUGAGGUGCAGGAACAGAUUGUUGUAGUUGAAAUCUUGGAGGAGCAAUGUGGAACAAGUGAAAAUAAAGCAGUGAAGAAUGAUGAUCUUCCAGAAUGCAAGCACGGUGAGAAAAAUAAAUGCCUGAGUGAUGAUGCUGGUGAUUGUGAGGGAGCACUCAGUGAUGAAAUUAUAGGGUCUGGAGACACAAUAAAAGGUGAAGUGAGGGCAAUGGGGAAGUCUGAGGUAGAGGGUGAAAGUUCAAGUAGUGUUCUUUUCCCUGCCAGCACUGGAGGUAGUCAACCUCCACCUCCUCCUGUCCCACCUCCCAGACUGUCAACAGCAAGCUCUAAUCCAAUGAGAUGCUUAUUGGCACGUCCUGAUGCUGUUCGCACUGGAUCAUCAAGAAGGGCACAUGCUUGGCCAGUUGUUUCUGCUAGGAGUUCACCCACUGGGUCUAGGCCGUCAUCUCCCAGGUCUCACGUCGAAAAUGAGGGGUAUAAUAGUGCUGAUGAGCAAAAUCCAUGUUUGGCUUCCUCUUACGGUGAUUUGGAAAGAGAGCGCCAAUUUGAGAUCGACAUCAGGCGAUCUAAAGGACUAGAAGUCAAAAGAAUGUUGGAGGAUGGAAAUUGUCUUUUUCGUGCUGUGGCUGAUCAAGUAUAUGGGGACUCCGAGGCGUAUGAUUUGGUUAGGCAAAUGUGCAUUGACUAUAUGGAGCGGGAGAGAGACCACUUUUCUCAAUUUAUUACAGAAGGGUUUUCCUCCUACUGUAAGAGAAAGAGAAGAGACAAGGUUUAUGGUAAUAACGUGGAGAUUCAAGCCAUGUCAGAAAUGUAUAAUCGUCCAAUCCAUAUUUAUUCUUAUAGCACAGAGCCUAUCAAUAUAUUUCAUGGCAACUACAAUACUGACACGCCACCUGUACGGCUGAGUUAUCAUCAUGGUAACCAUUAUAACUCUCUUGUCGACCCACGACGUUUGACUAUUGGUGCUGGACUUGGUUUUGGCUCUCUUCGAGGGAGAAAUGUGGACAAGGAUCAAGUCAAAGCUGCUAUCAAGGCUCAGCAGGACCAGCAGAUCGAUAAUGCACUUGUUGCUGAAGGACGAUUUUACUCUGAUCUCGAGCUUACCGAAAAGGAGAUGGAACGUAUGGUGAUGGACGCUUCUCGAGCCGAGUAUAUUGCUAAUGACAAGUGGAAACUGCAAGUCGGCCGUAAAGAAUCUUCUAGCUCGGGUGCUGAACCAUCAUCCUCUGGAGCUUGGUCGUCUGGGAGCGAGACAAAGGCUAAAGGGGCUCGAGAACCUGGUACCCAUGAUGGGGGGCUAAGCAGCAGCAUGCAAAUGGUGCUGUCGAUGGGGUUCAGCUAUCUGCAGGCAAUCGAAGCUUACAGCAUAUUUGGGGAUGAUGUUGAUUCCAUGGUAUGUUACCUCUUGGAAACAGACAGCAGCAGCAGGCGCAAAGGCAAGGCUACUGAGUGACUGUCUUCCCCACUUCGCCCCUGCUGUUAGUUACCAGUUACCACUGCUACUAUUGCCACGCCCACGUAAUUUUAUCGAGGUGGGGGGAAGAAUUGGUCGCUAAUCUAUUGGAGGGUUGCUUGUUUUACCCCCGCUGUUUAGCUCUGUAAUGUUGGGGAGAGAUGAGAAGAGAAGAAACAAAGAGAUGUUUGGUCUAUUUUCUCUAGCCGAAGCUCGUCAGAAAUUGGAAAGAUGUCGCCGAGAAUCUAAUCAAUAAAAUUUAUGCUUUACACGUUGAAUCGCCUUUGCUGCUUUGCAACAUGCUCCUGUGAGGCUGUGACGUUUGGAAUGGCAUAGGCAGAAAGGUUCGAAUCCAUCUGGGUUGUGGAAUUCUUUUGUUCUCUCUUUGCUGCAUGAUCAUAUCAUAUCACAUGAAGGCUGUUCAUGAUUCUGAAGACUGAAUAGUAAAUACUAACAUUCGCA